Molecule: messenger RNA, 1628 nt
Organism: Pararge aegeria (speckled wood butterfly)
Lineage: Eukaryota; Metazoa; Arthropoda; Insecta; Lepidoptera; Nymphalidae
Product: piggyBac transposable element-derived protein 4-like
Exons: 7
Coding region: 258-1628 (456 amino acids)
Source: RefSeq, a predicted model, not a curated record
UAUGCCUGAACGUGGAUCAGCGCAAAGCAGUUAUCUGCCGGAACGUGGAUCCACGCUCUCCGACCAGCAGACAAUUUUUUAUAAUUUUCUCUCAUAAAAACGAUGCAGAAGUGUCAAAAUCGCUUGCGUCCUUGAAUGAAUGAAUGUACCAAAUUCUCUUAUACCUGUCUUUAGUUCAGAAACUUGUUCAUUCGUGUCACUGAAUACUCGACUUCGUUGAGAACUAAGUGUUUGAUUUUUUGUAAUUACUGGACACAAUGGAAUCAAAUGUGAGGAAUACUACACCACCUGAGUGGGAAGCAACUCAACCCAUUGUGGGUAUGGAAAUACAGAUUUCGCCCAACGGUUCUUUGUAUGCACGACCUGAUAAAACCGUAUAUAUGGAAAAAUCCCUAUCCGGAUCAUUACAUGUACUGAGAACGACAGCCAAUGUCGAAGAAUCCUCUGAACGACCUCGAAUCCGGAGGAGGUUAGAUUUAAAUUCUUCACCUGAUCUUGACGCUCCUGGGCCCUCAAAUGAGGUUGGCAGCCAAUUACUGAGAACAAAAGCCAAUGUCGAAGAAUCCUCUGAAGCACCUCGAAUUUGGAGGAGGGUAGAUUUAAAUUUUUCACCUGAUCCUGACGUUCCUGGGCCCUCAAAUGAGCCAGUGCGGAAUGUGGCAAGAGAGUCUUACGAGAUGCAGCAACUCAGAAUGUUAAAUUUUGAAGAUGAAAGCGAUUCUGUUUCACCUAUACCCUCUCAUGAGGUCGUAAAUACAUAUCUGACGUCUGAACUAGCUGAGGCUUUGGCAGUCGAUUCAGGAAGUGAAGAUGACGAAGAAGACGAUCUUGAUGAAAAUGAUUUACGCAGGAUUUUGGAAAUAGAAGAAGAAGGGGAAGAAAUAGAAGAAAGAGGGGAAGAGGAAGUUAUGUUAAAUUAUGAUUUCACGUGGUCUCAAAAUUUCGAAGAAUUUACUGGUACAGAAGAGAGAUUUGAAGUACAGCCAGGACCCACAGUGCAGGAAGAUACUCCAAUUAAAAUAUUUAAAUCCAUCUGGGAUAGGUCUGUAAUGGAAAAAAUUGUCAAAGAAACUAACUACUACGCAUGGCAAAAAAUUGCUGCUGCCGCCGAAGUCGAGGAUGGUAUUAAACCUAAAUCCCGUCUCUAUCAGUGGGAAGACACAACAGUAGAGGAGUUAUACAAAUUUUUCGGAAUUAUGAUUUAUAUGGGAAUAUGCUACAGAAGCAGAAUUGACGAGUACUGGACUACAGGCAUACUAGGCAUGCCAGAAUUUAGAAAGCUAAUGAGCAAAAACAGGUUCCUCUUACUGUUACGGUUUUUACAUUUUGUUGACAACGAUGAACUCGGUCCUAAUAUUCGCGGGUAUGAGCGAAAGGUAUCUAAAGUUGUUAAUAUUGUGGAACACUGCAACAAAAAAUUUGGAGAAAUAUACAGGAUAUCAAGACAAAGUGGAGGAGGUGUAAAAAGAAAAAUUGCUGUCACAAAAUAUUCUUCGAGUAAGCGUCCAUGUUCUCAAGAGCCUUCAACAUCUGCUGCGGUGGUAACAACGAACCCAAUACAGGAAGAAACAACUACAUCUGUGUCUGUCAUACAAGUUGUGCAGAAAAGUUUGAAACCCCCAAAUUGA